UACCCUGGACAUGCAGGGGAAGAAGACAAGAAAAUGAAUGAAGAACUAGAGUCUCAGUACCAGCAAAGCAUGGACAGCACGAUGUCUGGGCGGAACCGGCGCCACUGUGGACUGGGUUUCAGUGAGUUUCAGGAUGGUGAUGACCAAGAAGAGGGAGUUGGAGACUCCUCUGACCAUGAGAGUUCAGAGGAUUCUGAAAGUGGCUCCGAGUCUGAGCAAGAGGAAUCUGCAGAAGAGCUACACACUGCUGGAAAACAUGAGGAAGCUGAGGUUCCAGAAAACAAAAAAGAAACAAAAAGCAAUUAUAAAAUGAUGUUUGUUAAAGCCAGUGGUUCAUAACUGCAGAUGUAACAGCUUUGUAUUUAAAGUACAGUAAGCCUUAUUGUUACAGUGCAAAGUGGAGGACUGCUACAGCACAAAUAUUUGUAUUAUGAUUUUAA
Molecule: messenger RNA, 440 nt
Organism: Tinamus guttatus (white-throated tinamou)
Lineage: Eukaryota; Metazoa; Chordata; Aves; Tinamiformes; Tinamidae
Source: RefSeq, a predicted model, not a curated record